UGUGAGCAGUUUCCUUUGGCACUCUUUAGGCUGCCUUUGAUUGACAGUCGCAGAGGGGACCGCGAGUGAUGUGACCAGGACCUGCUAGUCAGUAUCUUUUCUUUGCCACACUAGGGGCACGAUGUCAUUGGGACUGGGCUGGAACAAAGGGGCCUGAGACUGCAACCACCUCAGAUACACAGAGACGCACAUCACCGCUGCAAUCUGCACACAAUAAAUGAGAGGCAGCACAUAGAGUGUAACCACUGUCCACAGCAAUACAAACACAAGGAGACCUUGUAGUAAGGAACGGAGACUGCGUAGAAAACACACACACACACAUAGAAUUAUAAUAUCACAACAGACACCAUAGAGAUAGGAACACGCAGCAGACACAUAGAGAUAGGAACACACACAGCAGACUCAUCAUUUCAGAACCCUGACUAGGUGAAAGCAGCACAUCCCUAGAGACGCACAACACGGGUCACCUCCAGGACUAUCUGCCUUAUCCUGUUGGUUUAUCUGAAGCUCUCGCUCUCUGAGGAUUUGCACUGAUCUUCCGAGCCCCUAGUGAAAAUGGGCACCCAGGGCCCAGGAAGGAAGCGACAUCCCAACCGGGAUAGAAGGUCUGCGGAAGACCAUGCCCUGAACCAGAUAGCUCGUGAGGCGGAGGCGCGACUUGCAGCAAAGAGAGCAGCUCGUGCCGAAGCUAGAGAGAUUCGUAUGAAGGAGCUGGAACGACAACAGAAAGAGAUAUACCAGGUUCAGAAGAAAUAUUAUGGCCUGGAUACCAAGUGGGGUGACAUUGAGCAAUGGAUGGAAGACAGUGAAAGAUACUCUAAUAGACCUCGCAGGAAUCCCCAGGCUUCAGAUGAAGAUGAAGUUAUGUCUGUGGGGAGCCGGAGCAGCCUACGGACCAAUGGUUAUGAGGAUGAAUUGCUGGGGAUCUCUCAAUAUAAAAAGUCCAGCAGGAGUUCAACGGGCAGUGGGGAGACCUCACGGGGACCCCCCAGAGAUGAGGUGCUGAACACAUAUUACUCUGACACUGGCUCUACACUGAACUCAAAAUCUCAGCAGCCUCUGCACAAUGGAAGCCGGCCCUCCUUACUCACCUGCAGCACUUUGCCUUCCAGAUCUCAGAGGCAGAGCUCUUUGUACGAUGAGGGUGUUACCAGUGGCAGUCGCCGCUACAGUUCUUCCAGCUCGCGGCCUCCCUCUGAGUACAGUUGUUACCUGGGCUCUGGAUCACGCGCCUCAUCUCGUGCCAGUUCUGCCCGUGCUAGCCCUGUGUCUUUUGAGCCCCCUAGUCUCCCUGUGUAUCGUUGUGGCUCCACCAGUGGCAUUUCUCUGGGCUGUUUGGAAGAUAUCACUAUUUCUUCCAGUUCUGGCAUAGAAGAAAGACCAGACAAAGACUUCACAGAGAAGGGGUCUCGCUCUGCAUCCAGUUUGUCAGCAGCCACCUUGGCCUCCUUGGGUGGGUCGUCCUCCCGGAGGGGCAGUGGAGACACUUCUAUAUCUGUUGACACAGAGGCAUCAAUCCGAGAAAUCAAGGAGAUCAGUGAAUUAAAGGAGCAGAUUCAAGAUGUAGAAGGCAAAUACAUGCAAGGUCUGAAGGAAAUGAAGGAUUCCCUAGCAGAAGUAGAGGAGAAAUAUAAGCGCUCUAUGGUAACAAAUGCUCAGCUAGAUAAUGAGAAGACCUCUCUGCAGUAUCAGGUAGACAACUUUCACGAAGUUCUCCUGGAGCUGGAAGAAGAAUUGGCGGAAUCUCGACGCCAGUAUGAUGAAAAACAUAAAGAAUGUGAACGACAGAAGCAUGAACAUACCGUCCUGCGCUUCCAGCUGGCUGAGAUGAAGGAAUCUCUAGAACAGCGGGAGCAAAUGUUAGCGGAAAUCCGCCAGCUGCAGCAGAAGCUAGACAGCAGUGUCUGUGAGAUCUGUGACCUGAAGGAGACCAUAGAAUGGAAGGAGAAAAAGAUAGGGGCAUUAGAAAGACAAAAAGAUUUCUUUGACCCAGUUCGCAAAGAACGCGAUGACCUCAGGGAGGAGGUAACCCAUCUAAGGGGGCAGCUGAAGAAACAUGGCAUUGCUCUGGACUCUGAUGUAACCCCUAAUGGAGAUGCUGCUUCAGAGUCUCAUGGUGAAAAUGUGUACCCUGCAGAUGAGCCUAUAAUGGAAACACCACUGGGCAAAACAAGUGAAGUUGAAGUAAAAGAGGCCGCAAUAUCUGGGUUGGGGCAGGACCCACUGACUGAGCAGGGCAGAAAUAUGGUGCAAGAAACUCCAAAUAAAGAAUCAUUUCUCAUGGAGGGUGGAAGAGCUAGCCAUGCCCACAGUGAGAAUGACAACAAUAUUGAGGAAUCAACAACACACACUUCAGUUUCUGAAGUUUGCAUUGAUAAUGAUUCAGAGAUAAAUCAGCCCCAAAUAAUGCAGACUGAGAAGGAGAAUGAAGUAGAACAUGAGAUGGUAGAAGCAAAGGGGACAAUGUAUGCACAGAAUAUGUUAACAAUAGGUGAGAUGGCAACAGUCCAGAGAAAUGUCAGUCAAGUAGAUGGCGAAGUCUUUCAGGAUGCCUUGGAUUUUAUUGUGCCAUCCCCUAAUCCAAUCAGUGAUGGAGAAACUACUAUUACUUGGAGCGAUAAUGAUAAUGAAGAUAAGAGCAGUAAGCAGGAGAGUGCCACUGAAGAAUUUGCUAAAUGUGGUACAGAACUGUCUAGUGAAAGAGACCUUGUAGAAGAAAAUGUUCUUCAUGCUCCUGAAAUAUAUACUGAAGAGCCACUAGAAGAGAAUACAGGGGCAAAUGUCUUAAACCGAGGCAACAGUGAAAUGGGUGCACCAGAAAUUGAACAAGAAAAUAGUGUUUCUAACCCUUGUUGCAUAAAAGGAGAGGAGACCAUUAUGGAAAUAAGCAAUGACUGUGUAGAUGCAGGAGAAAAGAACAUUGUGAAAAAUGUAGACCAUGUGGAGUUGUCUGAAAUGAUGUUGGAAGUUGACAAGAAAUCUGAUCAUCUAGAAUAUGAAUCCAGCACGGACCAGAAUAUCCAACAGAGUACAGAAUCUGAGUUAGAAAAUGAAGAUAUAAAACUGGUUAAAGUGUUGAAUGAUGACUGUGUCAGUGAUGUUAUUGAUGGAGAGGAACAUGAAAAGACUCAGACUUCAGAAUCCAGCAAGGACCAGAAUAUCCAACAGUGUACAGAAUCUGAGCUAGAAAAUUAUGAUAUAAAACUGGUUAAAGUGUUGAAUGAUGAAUGUGGCAGUGAUGUUAUUAAUGGAGAGGAAUAUGAAAAGUCUCAGACUUCAGAAUCCAGCAAGGACCAGAAUAUGCAACAGUGUACAGAAUCUGAGCUAGAAAAUGAUGAUAUAAAACUGGUUAAAGUGUUGAAUGAUGAAUGUGGCAGUGAUGUUAUUGAUGGAGAGGAACAUGUAAAGGCUCAGACUUCUGCUGAUAUAAAAGAAAGCUUGGAGAGUAAUAUAAAAAAAAUAGAUCAAAAUCAUGUUUGUUUAGAGGUUAAGCAGGAACCGCCACAAAUAAAAAUGUCAGAAGAUGCCUGUAUAGAGGAGUGUAAGGCCAUCAAUGUGAUGGCCAAACUAGAAUCCUCUAUGUUAGAUAAAAGUGAGACCUUAACGGAGGAAGCAGUUGUAGUGGAACUAAAACCAGCACAGGAGGACAACGAUGAUGCAAACCUAGCUCAAGAUGAUUUAAACAAGGACAAUAAUGAUGGACAAGAAGACAAAGAUAAUAGCAAUAUGGAGAACCAGAAAACAGAUCACAUUCUCCAAAAGGGUGGAGAAUGUGAGAUUGAGAAGGAAGAAGGAAAAGAGAUUUCUUUAAAUGAAGUUGAGAUCUCUUAUGAUGAUGUGGGGAAGGAAUGUCUAAACCCCAUAGAUGAGUUACCAACUGCCCCUGGAAUAGAACAUGAGGAAGAAGAGGAUCAAGAUGGAAAUGAUGAUAAAGAAGAAAAAGAAGAAGAAGAAAAUGAAGACGAAUUAAAUAAAAAGUGCCAAGAGACAUCCAUGUUAAAUAAGGGCUCAUCCGUAGACAGAACAUCCAGCAUUGAUGAUGCCCUUCUGGAUGAGAGCACAGAUAAAGGCACCAAAAAAGGAAAAGGCAAAAACAAGGAGGAUUGCGUGAUAUCCUGAUCUGAAGAUGCUUCACCAAACACAACUAGUUUAUUUUAUUGCACUAGUGCCCCACUAAGUUGGCCUUGUCAGUUAUUUGCUCAUCUCUGACAGCCAAUAAAUGGUAAAGCACAAUAGCCUCCUAUCACAGAACUAUCUCCACAUCCAUAUCUGUUAUAGUCAAUUUUUUAGUUGAUAAGCCCACACACUGAAGGCUUACUUAGAGAAGAAUUUACAAGCAAAUACUGAACCAAUAUGCUUUCCAAACAAACCAAAGCCACAGACACCUGUGUUUUAGUUGUAUGAAUAAGUGUCAGAUAUUGGUACCACUUAUUUUAAUAUUGGGAAACAUUGAAGUUUAUUUUAAACAAUAAAUAUGCAACACAUUUCCACUGCUUCUAGACCUAGAGUAAAGUCAUCCUAUAUUAAAGUCAGUGGGUGAUACACAUAAGUUUAGAGUUACUAAAUUAUUGUUUCCUUUGUCUGUUGGAGCCAGCCUUAGACUCAAAAUAAGGUGAUAUUGUCUGCAUUACAGUACAGGAGUUUAUCACAUCUUACAUCUAAUGCUCCUUUUAUACAAUUAUCCUUAAACAUAUAUAUUUUUUUUUUAUAACAGAAAAGUAAUAACAUUUACAAAAUUGUAUUAGAUAUACAUACUACUGAUACAAUAACAAAUAUAUAUAUAUAUAUAUAUAUAUAUAUAUAUAUAUAUAUAUAUAUAUAUAUAUAUAUAUAUAUAUCUAUAUAUAUCAGGAAAGUAAACAGAAGAAGAAACUAUAUGGAAAAGGAACAUUUUAAAGAAAACCACCAAAACCUUUCAGGAUAUUCUACAAUGAAAAUGCUAAAGGAAUCAAAUAAAAAUUGUCCAUAAUAUUAACUAAUGUCUAAAGAGAAAGUAGUCAAUGAGCUAAACAUAUUGUAAAAUAUGGUGUAAUAAUAAGGGCUUAGCAAAGGAGGGAAUUCAAUGAAAUUACAAUUUCAUGACCGUGAAUACCUGGCAAGGUCAGCCCUUGCUCCCCCCACCAUGAGUUUUCUAAUUAUCUCCAUUUCCAGUAAAAUUCUAUGCUAAGUUUAUCAGCAUUGAUAUAAUGAGGUUUUUCAAGCUAAAGCGUUCAUGUUACCAUACUCUUAGAUUUGAUGUUCUUUUCUAGUAUAAUGAAAUGAGGCAUUUAGCACAAUUUUUCAUUAUUUUAAAAAAUUAUUCAUUUAUAUUUAUAUGUUAAUGGCUUGCGUUCUAAAGUACAACUCAAGGACAGUUCUAUAACAUUGAUCACCUGUGUCCAAAACAUAUUUUUAAGUUUCUGAUUUUUCUAAAACAUCAUGUGAGAUCACACCCAGGAGAUUUUAGUUCAAUUUAACUUGAAUGUGUAUUUCACUUUGGAGAUAAAAAGGUAUACAUCUAUAUUGUCAUUGUCCUUUCUCUCUUACUUUUUAUGAAGUACAAGGUCUGAUCUACAGGUGGCUUUUAUUUAUUUCACUUGCCUGUCACUGGAUUAUUAUAUUUUUAAUAUUCUUAUUGUUAAAAAGAUAUAAAUAUACAUUUUGAUGCCUAAAUCCAUAAAUGCUGCAGGGUAUGAAGAAUGCAACCAUUUUCUGCCAGGUAUGUGGGACCUUUAUGCACUGUAUCUGGUGGUAGUGGCAGGGAGCUAUUUAUCUGAACUUUGUUCAUUGCUCACACCCCUACAUUUGAUAUAUUCCUGCUUUGCUUCCUGGAAAGAUAUGGAUUUAUAUACCAUAACAUUUUUUUUGUCAAACUGCACUUGCUGCUAGAGGAAUGAGGCAUUUAAAGUAAAAAUACUAUAAAUGUUUGAGGAAGAUCUGAAUAUACUGAGAUGUAUAUAAUGAAAAUAAAUGUAUUUUAUUCUUAAA
Messenger RNA from Bombina bombina (fire-bellied toad), 5967 nucleotides. It is a transcript of the gene LRRFIP1, whose product is annotated as LRR binding FLII interacting protein 1. The record is from RefSeq and is a predicted model, not a curated record. Gene Ontology annotation, biological process: regulation of transcription by RNA polymerase II. Bases 556 to 4119 code for a protein of 1187 amino acids. Lineage: Eukaryota; Metazoa; Chordata; Amphibia; Anura; Bombinatoridae. The transcript has 22 exons. Gene Ontology annotation, molecular function: DNA-binding transcription factor activity, RNA polymerase II-specific; RNA polymerase II cis-regulatory region sequence-specific DNA binding.